AUGAGGUCUAGAUCCUGGGUCAUAACAAAUUUGGCAAUAGAGGCGCUCGUGAUGUCGACACAACAGGAAGAACUGAUGAAGAAAUUGGAAGCGUUCAUGAUCCAACAAACACAAAGCAAUUAUGAUUUGAAGACAAGUACCAAUGAUUUAAAGGCGGCUAUGACAGCCUUGCAGACCAAUCAAGCAGCGAUGGAAGAGAGAUUGCAAACCCUAACCCAAAACAAAUCCAACAGACAAGAAGAAGAAGAUGAGAGUGUGGACAAGAUGUUCGAGUCUGAUAGAUUUGAUGACCCAUCAGAAUAG
Molecule: messenger RNA, 303 nt
Organism: Lactuca saligna
Lineage: Eukaryota; Viridiplantae; Streptophyta; Magnoliopsida; Asterales; Asteraceae
Source: the annotation of a GenBank genome assembly